UUAGGGGUUAGAAAAAGUUAGCAAUGGAUUUUCCCACUGAGGAAUGGAGAGAGGGGUCAUUGAAUUUCUCCAACAAGAAAAGCAGUUCAUAUAAAUAAACCUGGUGGUGUCUGUGAAUCCAAGCGAUUGAAUUCUCUCAUUUAUGAAAAGCUUCAAUUCCUGACUGCUCCUAACUGUCUCUACGUUUACUCUCUUUGGCCCCUCUCUCUCUCUCUCUCUCUCUGGAAGAAGAGAUUAAUAUAUUAAUCUUCUGAAAGUUGUCCGCAGGGACAAAAGUGCUCCAUAUCUUGUUUUGUCCAUUGUUUUGUUUGGGUUUUUGUUGUUCUUAGAGCCCCAGAGAGAGAAAAAGAAAAGAAAAUGCGUUCUCAGAUUCUUUCUUGGAACUCCUCCACAGUCAAGCCUUUUGCUGUCCUCUUACCUGCUCUUGUUCUCUGAUUCUCUCCCCCUUACUGUGUUGUGUCUUGUCUUCCUCCGCUAGUUUUUCUGGGUUUUGCAUGGUGACCCCAAAGUAAGUUCUUCGCAGAGAUUUUGUCAUCUAUCCGCUUUUUCUUCUUCUGGGUUUUUGGUGGUAGUGGUGGUGGUGGAGGUAACAUUCUUCUAUUAGGGUUUCAGUUUUUUUUUUUUGGGGAUAAUUUCUUGAACUUCUUCAAUGGGUCUUGGUUUAUGGGUUUAUGUGUUGGUUCUGACAAUGUUCUUGAAGCAUUUUGCUUGCCAAGAACCCAACACUGAUGGAUUCUUCAUCUCUGGGUUUUUCAAGCAAAUGGGCUUAAGCUCUGUUGAAACAUACAACUUCUCAGCACCUUUCUGUUCAUGGCAAGGGCUAUUCUGCGACUCCCAGAACGAGCAUGUUAUCGGGUUGGUCGCUUCUGGAUUAGGCUUAUCUGGUUCGAUCCCUGAAACCACCAUUGGUAAACUCAGCAAGCUUCAGUUUUUGGAUCUCAGCAACAACAAAAUCACUGCUUUAUCAUCUGACUUUUGGAGCUUGAGCUCCCUCAAGAAUCUUAACCUCUCUUUCAACCAGAUUUCUGGGUCUUUCCCCAACAAUGUUGGUAACUUCGGCUUGCUCGAGUCCCUUGACGCCUGCCACAACAAUUUUUCUGGUGAAAUCCCUGAAGCAAUUGGUUCUCUUGCUGGCUUGAGAGUCCUCAGGCUCGAUCGCAAUGGGUUUGAAAGGAACAUUCCACGAGGAAUUCUCAGCUGCCAAUCUUUGGUAUCCAUUGAUCUUUCCUCCAAUCGGCUUGAUGGGCCUCUGCCUGAUGGUUUUGGUUCUGCAUUCCCGAAGCUCAAAGCUUUGAACCUUGCAGGAAACCAGAUUCAUGGCAGGGACACAGAUUUUGCUGGUAUGAAUUCCAUUAGUUUUCUCAACAUCUCAGGGAACCGGUUUCAAGGUUCAGCGGCUGGUGUGUUUAAGGAGAAUCUGGAGGUGGCCGAUCUCAGCAAAAACCAGUUUCAAGGCCAUGUUUCUCAGGUAGACUUCAACUGGUCUAAAUUGGUCUAUCUUGACUUGUCUGAGAAUGAGCUUAGUGGAGACAUUUUCAAGAACUUGACAUUGCCCAAGAAUCUUAAGCACCUAAAUCUUGCUUGCAAUAGAUUUAACAGAGGUGGGUUUCCGAGUAUCGAAAUGCUUUCUGGUUUAGAACAUCUGAACUUGUCCAAGACAAAUCGUUUUGGACACAUAUCCAGAGAGAUCUCGGAGUUGAGUGAUUUGAGGACACUGGAUGUUUCUGAGAAUCAUCUUUCCGGGCAAAUACCUUUGUUAAGUAUCAAGAACCUCCAGGUUAUCGAUGUCUCGAGGAACAAUUUCACUGGGGAGAUACCGAUGCCUAUCCUCGAGAAGCUUCCAUGGAUGGAGAGAUUCAAUUUCUCCUUCAACAACUUAACCUUUUGUACCUCAAAGUUCUCACCUGAAACCCUAAGGAGUUCAUUCUUUGGCUCUACUAGCAGCUGCCCUAUUGCUGCAAACCCGGCUCUUUUCAAGAGAAGAGGAGCAGGUACCAAAGGACUGAAGCUAGCUCUGGCAGUGACGUUAUCCGCAAUGUGCUUACUUGUCGGGGCUCUGCUCAUUGUAGCUUUUGGUUGUAAAAGGAAACCCAAGUCGUGGGCCGUGAAAGAAGUCUCAUUUAAAGAGGAGCAGAGCAUUUCGGGUCCAUUCUCAUUCCAGACAGAUUCAACGACAUGGGUGGCUGAUCUCAAGCAAGCAACAGCUGUACCGGUUGUCAUUUUUGAGAAGCCAUUGCUAAACAUCACGUUUUCGGAUCUCUUGUCUGCAACUUCGAACUUUGACAGAGGCACCCUUUUGGAAGACGGUAAAUUCGGGCCUGUUUACAGAGGUUUCCUUCCAGGAGGGAUCCAUGUAGCUGUAAAGGUUUUGGUCCAUGGUUCGACACUGACUGAUCAAGAAGCUGCAAAAGAGCUCGAAUUUCUCGGGAGGAUUAAACACCCAAAUCUUGUUCCAUUGAGUGGAUACUGCAUAGCCAGUGAUCAAAGGAUUGCCAUUUAUGAGUACAUGGAGAACGGUAACUUGCAGAACCUGCUUCAUGACCUGCCACUCGGUGUUCAGACAACAGACGACUGGAGCACAGACACAUGGGAAGAAGAAGAAGAUUACAACGGAAUCCAGAAUAUAGGCUCUGAACGCCCUUUUGCAACCUGGCAAUUCAGACACAGGAUAGCACUUGGAACUGCCCGGGCACUGGCCUUCCUUCACCAUGGUUGUUCACCACCUAUAACUCAUCGGGACGUCAAAGCCAGCAGUAUUUAUCUUGAUCAGAACUGGGAACCGAGAUUAUCGGAUUUCGGGCUGGCCAAAGUCUUUGGAAACGGUUUGGAUGAUGAAAUAGCCCGCGGUUCACCUGGGUGUCUGCCACCAGAAUUUUCUCAGCCUGAUUACGAUUCUCCAACCCCAAAAUCCGAUGUCUAUUGCUUCGGGAUAGUUCUGUUUGAGCUAAUAACCGGGAAAAAACCAGUUGAUGAUGAUUAUCCCGAGGAGAAAGAUGCAAACUUGGUGAGCUGGGUGAGAGGCUUGGUUAGAAAGAACCAAGGAUCAAGAGCUAUUGAUCUGAAAAUCCGUGAGACGGGUUCACAAGAUCAGAUGGAAGAGGCCCUCAAGAUCGGAUACCUCUGCACGGCUGAUCUCCCUUCGAAGCGUCCAAGUAUGCAGCAGAUAGUUGGCCUCCUCAAGGAUAUCGAACCAAAAACCUGAUGAAUGUAAUGUUAGAUUAAUAUUCUGCAUCUCUUUUUCCCAUUAAAAAGUUUCUCUUCACUUUUUUGUUUGUCUUCUCUUUCAUUGUUGCUUCAAGUUCUUCCUCUGUUACUGUCUGAAUCAAAGUAUGCUGUAUAUAUAUGAAGCCUGUUUCUCCUUUC
Tarenaya hassleriana is the source of this 3363-nucleotide messenger RNA. RefSeq names its product probable LRR receptor-like serine/threonine-protein kinase At2g24230. Gene Ontology annotation, molecular function: ATP binding; protein binding; protein kinase activity. NCBI's taxonomy places the organism in Eukaryota, Viridiplantae, Streptophyta, Magnoliopsida, Brassicales, Cleomaceae. The record is from RefSeq and is a predicted model, not a curated record. Bases 650 to 3202 code for a protein of 850 amino acids. The transcript has a single exon. Gene Ontology annotation, biological process: protein phosphorylation.